Molecule: messenger RNA, 1331 nt
Organism: Cornus florida
Lineage: Eukaryota; Viridiplantae; Streptophyta; Magnoliopsida; Cornales; Cornaceae
Product: peroxidase 66
Exons: 3
Coding region: 51-1154 (367 amino acids)
Biological process (GO): hydrogen peroxide catabolic process; response to oxidative stress
Molecular function (GO): heme binding; peroxidase activity
Source: RefSeq, a predicted model, not a curated record
GAGUAACUUGAAAGUAUAUUAAAUCCACAUGAAAUUAAACUACAACAUUAAUGUGUUUUUAUUUAAUAUAUGUAUUGGGCUCUACAUAUAUACCACCAUACUUCCAUGAAACUUCUAUCACUCUCUCUCUCACUUCUCUGAUUCUUCUCAUUUUAUUCAUCACCAAUCCAAGACCAAAUAUGGCUGUUUUCACUCCACACACAGUCUUCUCUCCAACUAUGUUUAUUCUAUUAUCAAUGGUGAUUUCACUGUCAAAAGCCACACUCCAUGUUGAUUAUUAUCGUCAGACAUGUCCAAGAGCUGAGAAUAUUAUCUCAGAGACAGUUCAUAAGGCUUCUGCACGUGACCCUAAAGUCCCAGCUCGAAUCCUUAGAAUGUUCUUCCAUGACUGUUUCAUAAGGGGAUGUGAUGCCUCACUUUUGCUGGACUCAACUCCGGGAAACAAAGCCGAAAAAGAUGGUCCUCCCAAUAAAUCACUAGCAGCAUUCCAUGUCAUCGACGAGGCCAAAACUAAGCUCGAAAUGGCAUGUCCACGUACAGUUUCUUGCGCUGAUAUAAUCGCAAUGGCAACUAGAGAUGUAGUAGUAAUGAAUGGAGGUCCAAAUUGGAAUGUACUCAAAGGAAGAAAAGAUGGAAGGUUGUCAAAAGCCAGUGAGACUAGCAACUUACCAUCUCCAUCUCACAAUGUGACACAACUCAUUAAGAACUUUUCCAAGAGAGGUCUGCAAGUCAAAGACUUGGUUGCUCUGUCCGGUGGCCACACACUAGGGUUUUCUCACUGUGCUUCGUUCGAAGCCCGGCUCCGUAACUUCAGUUUGGGGAGUGACAUUGAUCCCACGAUGAACAAGGACUUUGCUCUAACCCUAAGGAACAAAUGCCCGAAACCAAACAAGGAUCGGAAGGCGGGAGAAUUCUUGGACUCAACUCCAUCAACUUUUGAUAAUGUCUACUACAAAAGAGUUGUAGCUGGUAAGGGCGUGUUUGGAUCAGAUCAAGCAUUGUAUGGGGAUUUGAUGACUAAAUGGAUUGUAGAAGCAUAUGCCAGAGAUCAACGUUUGUUCUUUAAAGAGUUUACUGAUUCAAUGGUGAAACUUGGAAAUGUAGGGGUUAUUGAAAUUGGUGAAGUGAGAGUGAAGUGCCGAAUUGUGAAUUGAGUGAGAGAGAGAGAGAGAGAGAGAGAGAGAGAGCCAAAUCUGUCUUUUGUUUUCCAUUGCCUUUAGAAAUAAGAGUUCUGCUAUUUGUAUCAAAAUUAUGUCUAAUUAACCUAUCCAAAUUUAAUUGGUUGGUUAAGUAGUAUUAAAGUGGGGAAUUUAUUUAUUAUUAUUAUUAUU